AAGCCUACAGGGACCCAUCAAUCUACAGACAGCAGCAAGGACAGACAGCAUGAGCACAGCUGGAAAAGCAAUCAAGUGCAAAGCAGCUGUGCUAUGGGAAACUCACAAGCCAUUUUCUAUAGAGGAGAUAGAAGUUGCACCCCCCAAGGCCCAUGAAGUUCGCAUUAAGAUGGUGGCCACCGGGGUCUGCCGAUCAGACGAUCAUGUGAUUAGUGGAAACUUUGUCACACCUCUUCCUGCAGUUUUAGGCCACGAGGGAGCCGGUAUUGUGGAGAGCGUCGGAGAAGGGGUGACUUCUGUGAAACCAGGUGAUAAAGUCAUCAUCUUAUGCUUACCACAAUGUGGAGAAUGUAACACCUGCCUCAAUUCCAAGAACAAUAUUUGUAAGGAAGUUAGACUGUCAGGAACACAUCUGACGUCUGAAGGCAACAGCAGAAUUACCUGCAAAGGGAAGAUAGUGUAUCAAUAUAUUACUACAGGCACCUUCUCUGAAUACAUAGUCAUAAAGGAAAUCUCAGUCGCCAAGAUUGACGAAGGUGCUCUUCUGGAGAAGGUGUGCAUAAUUGGCUGUGGAUUUGCCACUGGCUUCGGUGCUGCAAUCAACUCUGCCAAGGUGACCCCAGGCUCCACCUGUGCUGUGUUUGGCCUUGGAGGUGUCGGUCUGUCUGUCAUCAUUGGCUGUAAAACAGCUGGAGCAGCCAGGAUCAUCGGUGUAGACACCAACAAAGACAGGUUUGCAAAGGCCAAGACAGUGGGUGCCACUGAGUGCAUAGACCCUCGAGACUUUGAGAAACCCAUUCAGAAAGUCUUAUUUGAUAUGAUGAAUGGUGGAGUAGACUUCUGCUUUGAGGUCACUGGAAACCCAGAAACAGUGGAAACUGCCCUGGCCUCCUGCCACAAGGACCAUGGUGUCUGCGUGAUUGUUGGAUCAAUUGCAUCUUGGGUUCAAAUCAACAUUAGUAGCCAGUUGUUCUUCUCAGGACGAACUCUGAAAGGAUCAGUUUUGGGAGGCUGGAAAACCAAGGAUGAAAUACCUAAGCUGGUUUCAGACUGUAUGGCAAAGAAGUUUAACCUAGAUCCACUGAUUACCCAUACCCUGACUCUUGACAAGGUCAAUGAAGCAAUUCAGCUAAUGAAAAAUGGGCAAUGUAUCCGCUGUGUCCUGUUACCUUAAUUACAAGACCUGAAGCAUUUCAUCACUAACUUGCAUUCUGUAUUAUUGUUAUUUAGAAGAAUCAACCACACAACGCUUUCUACUUCCUUGCCUUUCUACUCACUCAGCAACAAUCUUGUAUCAGGCUUCUCACCUGACCACACCAUCAAAUGCCACGACCCAGUGCCAUACAGGACCAGCCUCCCAUUUACAGCCAUACUGAGGUUGAUUUGAACCACCCAAUAGCACAUUCUGCAGAUGAAGGCAUACCAAGAUGCUCCAGUGGCACAGCUGCCUCUACGUCUGGACCCACAUUUCCUCACCCACUCAUCUUCCCCACACUGGAUGGAUCUACACAUGAAUCUCUGUAUAUUGUCCACAAGAAUCAGAAUUCCCACCAGAGAAGCUACUGAAACUGAUAAACAACUGAGCAAACUUUUAGGUCGCAAAACCAACACACAAGAAUCAAUAGUGUUGUUAUAUGACAAUAGCAAGUUGCCUGAUAUGGAAAUAAAAGAAGCAAUCUCACAAUCACUGCGAGACUGAUUUCACAGAUAAAUUAAUUAACUAGGA
Molecule: messenger RNA, 1726 nt
Organism: Phodopus roborovskii (desert hamster)
Lineage: Eukaryota; Metazoa; Chordata; Mammalia; Rodentia; Cricetidae
Product: alcohol dehydrogenase 6-like
Exons: 9
Coding region: 50-1174 (374 amino acids)
Biological process (GO): retinol metabolic process; retinoic acid metabolic process
Cellular component (GO): cytosol
Molecular function (GO): zinc ion binding; all-trans-retinol dehydrogenase (NAD+) activity
Source: RefSeq, a predicted model, not a curated record